UCAUUCUCCUGAAACCCUCAAAGCAAAGCAAAAAACAACUCUGGACGUAGUAGAAACAUGGGCGGAAAUAGUAAAUUCCAACCGCUGAGCAAAAAGACCGCAUCUUUUUAGCGCCAAAUACGAUAUUGUGCGCGUAAAUCCGCGAAACGACAAAGAAAAACGAACCCACUGUUCCGUGUGCUUUCCUCUUUUGUCUUUCUUCCUUUAAUUAUUAUGCUUCAGUUUAUUGUUUUUUUAAUUUUAUAAUUUUAUCAAGAAGGAGAGAAAAAAAAAGAAUACCCAAAUCCUGGUUUAUGUUUUAGAUAAUCUUGGUUUUAAAUAUUCUUUUUGGGUGUUCAAAUUUGCCAACAUUUAAUUGGUUUUGACGUUUUUUUAUUUUCUAUAUCUGUUGACUGCGGAUUGUUUGUCAAUUUGUCGGCGUGUCUCUUUCUUUUCUUGAUUUAUAAUCAAGAUUUGACGGAGAUUAAAGAUUGUUUUAUUUACUAAAACAUUAUUUUGAAGGAUAUGAAGCGAUUCUGAUUCAAAUUUUUGCAUGCGGUGGAGAAAUCGAGUUCUGGGUAUUAAGUGGAAGUGAAGAUUCCUGUCAUGAUAUUCGAAAAUCUCUUGAAGAAGGUACGCCAUUGUAUUUUCUAGCGAGUGCUUCAGGUACUUACUUGAAGUAGCUUAAGACAUGCUAACAAAAAGGGAGUCUAAACAGCCAGCGCCAAGUGUUAUGUCAAGAUUAAUGGGGCUGGAUGAAAUGCCACCGCAGCAGGGCGUUCAGAAGAAACCAAGAGUGCUCUCUGAGAAUUAUCUGCGCAGAGUUGCCUCUAUUGGUGUCAGAGAGAAAUGGUCAAAACGCCAUUCAUUUAAUUUGAAUAUUGAAGAGCAGGAUGAACAUAACAAUGUCUUGCAAGUAUUACAAGUGUUGAGGAAAAACAAGCACCAUAGCAUGCCAGUUCAAAAGAAGGAAGUUUAUAUGGGUUCUUCAGAGGUCCAGAUGAAAGUCACAGAAGCAAAGCGAGUUUUGGGGGAUAAGAAACUUCAAAGUUCAAAGGAAUGUCAUGAUUCAUCAACAGCUAUUGAUUUGGAGACACAAAAUAUUCUAAAAUAUGUUUGGAAACCAGAUUUCUGGGUUACCAAGGAAAUCAAUGAGUCAAAUGAUGUGCAUUUGAGCUUGCAGUCAGGGCCCAUUGCAGUCUUAAAGUCACCAUGUGCUUCUGAAUGCAGAGACAUUAGCAUGUGCAGGAAACUUAGGAGGAAAAUCGAACAAGGGUACUCACUAAAUAAAGUUCAGAGUAGGACUGGGAUAACAUCAGGAGAAAUUUUCAUUGAUGAUAAAAACAAGUUUUCGAGAUCAAAAUUCAAGCCAAAUAACAGAUCAUAUCUCCCAACAGCCAAGAUUGUUGUCCUGAAACCGAACAGUGGAAAUGCAGACAGUGCUAUCAGAUCCUUUUCUUUCUCUUCUCAGUUGCACAAUGUAUCUCAUCCAGGUAAUGGAAAGCAAAAUGGGAUUCUAAGUCCUUACAAUGGGAAUUUAUAUGCUGAAGUGAAAAAAAGUAAAAACUUUGCAAAUGCCAUGGGAUCUGUUAGACCAAGGUUUAGAUUUUUAAGAGAAAGAACCACAAAAGUGGGACAUGGUACCGGUGGCCUGCCCACAGAGGAUCCUAGUUCUAAAGCCAGCGGUGGUGACCUCUUUGCAAAAGAAUCCGAGUCAACAAUACCUUCUUCUCCCACUGUUUCUGAUAGGAAGAGGCAAUUUUACAAUUCAGACGGACCAAACAAGAAGCAAAUCUCUGAAAAAUGGAAGAAGACUAAAAGGUUUCAACAAGUUGAACUGGCUAGUAGGAGCAAAACUUCGGGUGUAAUGCUCUCAAUUCCUGACAAGCUUGGUAAGUGUGGUCUGAGCAAGCAAGUUGAUCCUUAUAGUAGAGAUGUGAACUUAGGCACUCCCUUAGCCAUUAGCAGUUCGGAUGGUUGGAGUAGCGAGUGUAUCAGAGACUUCCCAAGAUCCAAAUCCCUUCUUGCAUGUUUUAAUGCAGUUGGGAGUCCCAAUACCGGGACAAACUAUGAACAUCUUGAAGAUGGCAGGUAUAUAAGUGACCUUCAAUCUAUCAAUUUGGUACAGAACAAGUCAAGAGAGAAAGACUUUGACCAGAAAGAUGAUGGUUCAGAUUGUAGAAGCUCAGACUCCAGCUAUAAAAAGUCUCGACCUAGUUCUUAUUUGCAGUCAGAAAACAAUAGCCUAGUGGGAUAUAAUUAUGUAGUUCAGAAUGAACUGGAAAACACACUCAAGGAGAGGGAUUCAGGUGGCCAAAUUUCAGCAGUUACUAAAUCCUCUGGAAAAAACAAUCGGACUUUGCAAGAUGUUUGGAUGAAUCAGGAGGGACACAAGAAUGAAGGAUGGGAAGAGGAUCUGCCAGAGCAUCAAUUAGAAUCAAGAAACCGCAUUUUGUCAACAAGAGAGGAAGAUUCUUCCUGUUAUAUCCAAGAUACCUCAGUUCAACAGGAUUUGUCUAGUGGAACCUUUGAAGAAAAGUCUGUUUCUUCACCAUUCUCUUGCGCAGACCCAGAAUCACUGAUAAGCUUUGAGGAGGCUUAUCAACCUAGUCCAAAUUCAGUAUUGGAACCAUUUUACAAUAAGGAUAUUUCAUCCAGCUCUGACUGUUUUAAGAGUGUGAAUGUUUCUUUACAUGGUUUUCCCCCACCCACUUUUCUUCCCCUUUUUAUAUUUUUAAGAUCCUUGUUUGUGGCAUAUUCAGAAGGAUCCAACAUGAUGGUGUCUAGCGAUGAAGAUAAUGGGGAAGGAUCUGUAAAUGAUUCUGAAGAAAAUGAAGGCCUGAUGAGACCAUUCAGAGUUGAAGAGAGUAGGGAUUUCUCCUAUCUCAUUGAUGUAUUAACCGAGGCAGGUUUUCACAACAGAAACUUGGAUGCGGGAUUUGAUACAUGGCAUCCGCAAGUCAGUUAUUCUGUCUUUGAGACCCUGGAGAAAAAGUAUGGUGAGCAGAUUUCUUGGAAGAGAUCAGAAAGGAGGCUUCUAUUUGAUCGCAUUAAUUCUGGGCUGAUGGAGAUUUUACAGCCAUCCAUGGGAGUGCUGACAUGGACAAAACCUGUGGCAAAAAGGUUUAGUUUUAGUCUGAGGCAUGACCUGAUUGAGGAGGAGCUGUGGAUGUUACUGGAUAGCCAGGAAAAGGAAGCAAGGAGGGAAUAUGAGAAGUUCCCAGGAAAAGAUGAUGGGUGGUUGGAGUUCGGAGAUGACAUUCAGGUGAUUGGCAGAGAAAUAGAGAAUUCUUUGAUUGAUGAGCUACUUGCAGAUGUUACCAUGGAGAGUUUUUGAUAGAUGGUGUUUUUGUUUUGGAUAUAUUAUCAGAAAUACACUACAUAGAGAGAUUUUUUUUUCUUUCUUUUUUGAACGUGAAAAAACAAGACAGUGUUUGUUCUUGUUACACGUUUUUGUACAUUUUUUUGAACCACAGGAGUGAGAUAUGUUUAGGAAAAUUUUUGGUAGAGUGAGAUUUGAAAUUGGUGAGUCAAUAUUCUUGUAGUUCUUAUUAAAAAAAGGGGAAAAAAAUGAUGAAUAGAUAUUCAUGUUGCUAUCGAAGUUCUGUUGCAACAUUUUGUUUCCAAGAUAUUGAAUUCAUUGCACUGGGAUGAAGAAUAAUAGUAGAAGUUGGUAUUUUUUCAGAA
Molecule: messenger RNA, 3666 nt
Organism: Hevea brasiliensis (rubber tree)
Lineage: Eukaryota; Viridiplantae; Streptophyta; Magnoliopsida; Malpighiales; Euphorbiaceae
Exons: 4
Coding region: 671-3316 (881 amino acids)
Source: RefSeq, a predicted model, not a curated record